UAGUAGCAGUGAUAAUCCAGGGCUAAAUGAAGCUCAGUUUAGUAACUUGAUGAGAUACACGAAGGAUGGUAGGUUUCUCCACGAUCUUGAGCCACAAGAGAAGUCUACGCAGUUUUCUCACAAAGACAAACCUAGGACUAAAAGGGAUAUCACUAUAGGAAGUAACAGGUCAGUGGAUGAGGAUCCUUUAAGUUGUCGGCGUGAAACUUCUUGCGUUGGCAAAUGCAGGAAAGGGAGAGACCCAGGACUAACCACUGAAGAAAUCAAGUGCUUCUGUGAUGAAUACUGCACAGUAUUCCUCGAUUGUUGCGCAGAUUACGAGCAGUUUUGCCUUCUAGGCAAGCAUUCCAACUCAUCAAAAUCUCUAAACCAUGAAUUCUGGAAGUGUCAUGACAGAGGUGGGUCUACGGUGCCCUUUGCGAAAGGUGUGAGGAUGAUCUCUGCUUGUCCUGCAAACUGGACUCAUGAUGAAAUCGCUACAAAGUGCACAAGAGAUAUGCCAGAGAUGUCCGAAGGCUCUCAAAGUCACACUACACCGUUGAUCGAUGCGAAAAAUAACACAUACAAGAAUCGCUUUUGUGCAGUUUGUCACGGCGUUGAAAUCAACACAAGCCGAUUCUACGAUCAUGAAACACGGUCGAUUCAACCCGUUAGCUAUACCAAACGGGAGAACACUACUAAUUCGACAUCUGUGGUCUUUAAAUCUUCAAUUGUAAAAUGGAAGCCACCUUUAGGCGCUCCCAGGCGUUACUGUCUUGACUUAGAGACAAACGCGUCGUGCUUGAAUACCUCAGUGACGCCAGAAGUUCAGCGUAAGUGUUUAUCAAAAUCACUGGGAGUUGUCGGCGCGAAAAGGGGAACAAGGAAGCUGUAUUUGAAUAGACACUGCGCCCAAUGCGCCGGUGUUGCACUUGGCGAGAUUGUGUGUGGACCCAUUAAACAAAGUACUCCAAUGUUACUUUCGUCUAUUAAGGGUCACCAAGUAGCACCUCCCUUGAUCACCUUGUUUCGCCCAGAUUCUCGAAAACCAAACCCCUGCGAGAUUGGUCACGUACUGGAUCCUGUUUCUAGGGAGUGCCGAAGGGUAAUCAGCAUGAAAAGGGACAUCCACAAGAAACUAACUUUACCUUUCUUUAACAGAUAUAAAGUUUCUAUCGAAUUUGAAUCUCAGUUUGGUAAAACAGAUGGGAAUCAAUCAAGAAAAGUAAUAACACAGACUCUAGAGUCUGCGUUAAGAAAUUGCUCUGCAGAAAUACUUUCCAUAAACGUUCUAAACGGCACAUCUAUAUCUGCAAAUAUAGUGGUUACCUUCCCGCAAAGUUACCUGAGUCAAACUAACGGCUCAAUUACUUGCAAUUUAACGGUAGGGAAUAUGCCUUUCUCUGUUGUCAAGGAGGAGUGGGUACCUUUGUUAUGUGUCACAAUUGACAUUUACAACCCAAGUGAAUACUUGGUAAUCACGAACGCUGACUCCGCUAUUUAUGUUAACAGCACGAAAGACAAAAUUCUCAAGACAGACUACUGGUCAAACCAAACUGAGUCUAGAAAUGGAUCUGUUAUUCCUGUGGGUGACGUUCAUGUCUGUCGAAAAAGCGUCAUAUUGAAGUGUUUUGGUGUCUUAAUUCAGCUCAAGGAAGAGGAAUACGUCAUUUUAGGAAACGGAUCUUUGUACAGAAAUAACUCAAAAGAAGUAUACGGCAUUCAUGAUUUCGUGAUGAUAGACGGAGAGGCUACAAUCUGCAUCAUCCCUUCGUCUGCUGAUAGCAACACUUACACGGCACUUCUGAUUUUAACUUACGUUGGAAUCAGUCUUUCUAUUGCCUGCCUUUUGCUUGUGCUCUUUACUUAUUCCAUUUUCAGGGAACUGCGUACUUUGCCGGGUAUUAAUUUAAUGAAUUUGUCCAUCUCUUUGCUUUUCGCCCAUUCCUUUUUCAUGAUUGGGGGUGUGAAUCAACAGCGACAGAUUUGUACAUUGAUUGCUGUUCUAACCCAUUACUUUUACUUAGCAUAUUUUACUUGGAUGUCAAUUAUCGCAUUUGAUACCUACUAUACUUUUUCCAGAACCUGUCGCACCCGUCAGAGAACAGCCAAUCGGAAGGGUUGCUUACUUGCCAUUGGUUGGAUUCCUGCCCUUUUGUUUGUUGCUAUUUGUUACUACCUCGACCAAUCAGGGUUAGUUGCUAUAGGAUACGGUGGCACGAGUCACUGUUGGAUCAACAAUACCAAGUCUAACAUUUUUGUUUUUGUCAUCCCGGUGGCUGUCUCCAUUUUGUUAAACGCGAUCCUGUUUUCGUUGACGGUUAUUUCCAUUAACAAAAUAAAAAAACAAACACGGGUAAUCGGAAACGCCGCAAACAAUCGAAAACAGGUUGUGUUGUUUUUAAAGCUCUCAGUCUUGAUGGGAUUCACGUGGAUUUUUGGAUAUCUAUCGAUUCUUGUUUCUAGUUACUUUGAUUAUCCAUUUGUUGUAUUCAACUCACUUCAAGGAGUUUUUAUUGCUUUUGGGUUUGUGUUCACAGGCAGAGUGAAGAAAAUGUACGGCGCGUUGUUAACAGCCGACAAAGUAUUAUCAUCAACAGCACAAACUUACGAUACCCAGAUAUAG
Messenger RNA from Pocillopora verrucosa, 2605 nucleotides. RefSeq lists its product as uncharacterized. The record is from RefSeq and is a predicted model, not a curated record. Gene Ontology annotation, molecular function: G protein-coupled receptor activity. NCBI's taxonomy places the organism in Eukaryota, Metazoa, Cnidaria, Anthozoa, Scleractinia, Pocilloporidae. Gene Ontology annotation, cellular component: membrane. Gene Ontology annotation, biological process: G protein-coupled receptor signaling pathway; cell surface receptor signaling pathway.